GGGGUUAAGUCCUCAGCCAUCCUAUUCUAAAGUGAUUUAUGAUGAUGUGUAGUGUUUCAAAACUUUCCCCCACCCCAAAGAGCAGCCCUCCCCACCCCACCACCACCACCGAGUCCACUCUAAACGUGUUGAAAUGGGAAGGAGGCGGUGUUUUGCUGAUCUGUUAAAUUCUUAGUGAAGUUUCCUUGAUUUCCAGUGGCUGCUGUUGUUUGAGUUUGGUUUGGAUCAAAACUGAGGUUGUCCUGGCAUUUCUGGGACUGAAUCCAGGCAAGAGGAAGAAGAAAAAGAAGGAGAAGGAAAAGAGGAGAAAAAAGGUGGGGAAAAAUAAAGGGAGGAGAGAAGUGUAGGAAAAGAAAAAAAGUCCUUUUUAACAUCACAUUCCUGUGUUUUCCCUCAGUCUGGAAAACAUAUUAAUCCCAGUGCUUUUACGCUCGGAAACAAAGGGACUAAGCCAGACUGUGGGGGAAAGGGUGAUAAGAAGGAUCCUGGAACUCUAAAGAGAGAAAGAGCGAGAUUCAGAACUAGCUGGGGCUCCACUUUAAGGGACGUCCUGUGUCUGUCGGCACAGGAGAUUGGCACACACAGACACACGAGACCGCGCAGAGACGACAGACAAAUGGAGAUGCAAAGACUCAAAAGGACAGCUCCUUUCACUUCAUCCUACUUGUCAAGAAGGUAAAAAGACACAGCCAGAAAGAAAAGAAGAAAGCAGCUCAGCCCUCAGGUCAGGACAGGCGGUGGGUCUGGGGUGCGACUUUGGGAGCUGGAGCGCGGCUCACCCCCUUUGUAUCGCUCAGCCUCGCAAGGAGAGAGAGGGUUGGGAGGAAAAGUGUUUCAUCUGGGAAACUGUCCUGGGACCACACUUCAGAUUGCUUUUUAAACCCUCCGCAUUCCAUCUCCAUGAGCCACAAUAGGAUUGCACAAUGACAUGGAGAAUGGGACCCAGUUUUACCAUGCUGUUGGCAGUGUGGCUGGUGUGCGGAUCAGAACCCCACCCCCAUGCCAUGAAUAGAAGGAGCCAUGGAGGGCGGAAAGUGCCUCUGGUUGCCCCAGUCAACAGAAGGCCAGCUCGGUUUCUGAGGCACACGGGGAGGUCUCAGGGAAUUGAGAGAACCACUCUGGAACAAUCAAACCUUCAGCCUCUCCAAAGAAGGAGGAGUGUGCCGGUGUUGAGAGUAGCUCACGCAACUGCACCGCCAGCCCCGUUCGGCAUCAAUGGGCAGAGACCAACAGCCCGGAGUUCUCCCCGUGAGAUGGUCCGAGACGAGGGGUCCUUAGCUCGGUCAAGAAUGCUGCGAUUCCCCUCGGGGUCCAGCUCUCCCAACAUCCUUGCCAGCUUUGCAGGGAAGAAUAGGGUGUGGGUCAUCUCGGCCCCCCAUGCCUCGGAAGGCUACUACCGCCUUAUGAUGAGCCUCCUGAAGGACGAUGUGUAUUGUGAGCUGGCGGAAAGGCACAUCCAGCAGAUUGUGCUGUUCCACCAGGCAGGCGAGGAAGGAGGCAAGGUGCGGAGGAUCACCAGUGAGGGCCGGGUCUUGGAGCAACCCCUGGACCCCAGCCUCAUCCCAAAGCUGAUGAGCUUCUUGAAGCUGGAGAAGGGGAAGUUUGGCAUGGUGCUGUUGAAGAAGACGCUGCAGGUAGAGGAGCGCUACCCUUAUCCGGUCAGGCUGGAGGCCAUAUAUGAGAUCAUCGACCAGAGCCCCAUCCGCAGAAUAGAGAAGAUCAGGCAGAAGGGUUUUGUCCAAAAAUGUAAGGCCUCUGGGCUAGAGGGCCAGGUGAUGGAGGAGGGGAACAACGGUGGAGGAGCAGGGAGGCCGGGUCUGAGCAGUGAGAAGAGGAAAGAAGACCAGAGGAGAGCACACGUCCCGCCAACCAGAGAGAGUCGGAUGAAGGUGAUGCGAAGACCCGCCACCACUACGGGGGCUCCUCCCUCGCCUCCUCCAACCCCAAGGGCCACCACCCUGCCUCCUGCUCCAGUCACAACAGCGACUCGGGCCACCUCUCGAGUGGUAACUGUAGCUGCAAGACCUACAACCACUACGGCCUUUCCGACCACCCAGAGGCCCUGGACCCCUCGGGUGCAUCCCUCAUUAGACGCCCACAGGUCCCCAGCCACAGCGGAGGUGACCACUGUCAGGGGGCCGGUGGCCUCAGAGAAUCUCUACCCUCCACCCAGGAAGGAGCAGCACAGGGAGAGGCCACAGACCACCAGGAGGCCCAGCAAGGCCACCAGCUUCGAGAGCUUCACGGCCGCCCCUCCCACCACCAUCUCGGAGCACAGCACGAGGGCUGGAGCGGGGCGGCUCCGGGACAACCGCACGGACAGGCGGGAGCAUGGCCCCCGGGACCCAAAUGUAGUGCCAGGUCCUCACAAGCCAGCCAAGGGGAAGCUGCCCAAAAAGAAGGCCCAGGACAAAAUUCUUAGCAAUGAGUAUGAGGACAAGUAUGACCUCAGCAGGCCUACUGCCUCCCAGCUGGAGGAGGAGCUGCAGGUGGGGAAGAUUCCCCCCAAAAAGGCAAAGGAGUCGAAAAAGCAUGAAAAGCUGGAGAAACCCGAGAAGGAGAAGAAAAAAAAGAUGAAGAAUGAGAAAGCAGACAAGUUACUCAAGAGUGAAAAGCAAGUGAAGAAGGACAAGGCUGAGAAAAAGAGCAAGCAGGACCGGGAGAAGAGCAAGAAGAAAACAGCAGGGAGAACAGAGCAGGAAGGCUUCCCAAAACCCAGCAGCAAACACCUCACCUCCAGUCCCCGGAGGUCAGUGACUGACCUGCUGGGCUCCUUCGAAGGCAAACGAAGGCUCCUCCUGAUCACCGCUCCUAAGGCUGAGAACAACAUGUAUGUGCAACAGCGAGAUGAAUAUCUGGAAAGUUUCUGCAAGAUGGCCACCAGGAAAAUCUCCGUGAUCACCAUCUUUGGGCCUGUCAGCAACAGCACCAUGAAAAUCGACCACUUCCAGCUAGAUAAUGAGAAACCCAUGCGUGUGGUGGAUGAUGAGGACUUGGUAGACCAGCAUCUCAUCAGUGAGCUGAGGAAAGAGUACGGAAUGACCUACAAUGACUUCUUCAUGGUGCUCACAGACGUGGACCUGAGAGUCAAGCAAUACUAUGAGGUGCCUAUAGCAAUGAAGUCUGUGUUCGAUUUGAUCGAUACUUUCCAGUCCAGAAUCAAAGACAUGGAAAAGCAGAAGAAGGAGGGCAUCACUUGCAAGGAAGACAAGAAGCAGUCACUGGAGAACUUCCUGUCCAGGUUCCGAUGGAGGAGGCGGUUGCUGGUGAUCUCUGCUCCUAAUGAUGAAGACUGGGCCUAUUCACAGCAGCUCGCUGCCCUCAGUGGUCAGGCAUGCAAUUUUGGUCUGCGCCACAUAACCAUUCUGAAACUUUUAGGUGUCGGAGAGGAAGUUGGGGGUGUUUUAGAACUGUUCCCAAUUAAUGGGAGCUCUGUGGUGGAGCGAGAAGACAUACCAGCCCAUUUGGUGAAAGACAUCCGUAACUAUUUUCAAGUGAGCCCGGAGUACUUCUCCAUGCUUCUAGUUGGAAAAGACGGAAAUGUAAAAUCCUGGUAUCCUUCCCCAAUGUGGUCCAUGGUGAUUGUGUAUGACUUAAUUGAUUCCAUGCAACUCCGGAGACAGGAAAUGGCCAUUCAGCAGUCACUGGGGAUGCGCUGCCCGGAAGAUGAGUACGCAGGCUACGGUUACCAUAGUUACCACCAAGGAUACCAGGAUGGUUACCAGGAUGACUACCGUCAUCAUGAGAGUUACCACCAUGGAUACCCUUACUGAACAGAAAUAUGUAACCUUAGCCCCAGUCCGUUUCCCCUGCAGCUGUUAAAGCCACAUGUGGCCAGCUACGUAAAGGAGUCCUUUCACACUGUCUACAUUCCCUGCCUUUUUCUUUCAGUGUUCUUCCAAGAUUAAAUAAAUAGCAAACUUUUGCCUACUCAUGAGUUGUUAUUGAAGCCUUAAAUCAUAAAGACAUUUAAAAGAACUGUUUGUUUCUCUAACUGGAGGGGAUAUGGUGCUGAAUAAUGGUACUGAAAAUGGAUAUUUUCCUUUUCUUACAUGAUGGACAUGAUCUGGAACACAAAAUUCUAUAGAAUACGUAUUUAUACCUCUCUUCUUUUUUUAGUGUUAAUUGGUAAGUAAAAACUUCGACUGUUAAAGAAAAUUAAAGAUCA
Diceros bicornis minor is the source of this 4168-nucleotide messenger RNA. RefSeq names its product coiled-coil domain containing 80 (gene CCDC80). The record is from RefSeq and is a predicted model, not a curated record. Lineage: Eukaryota; Metazoa; Chordata; Mammalia; Perissodactyla; Rhinocerotidae. Bases 924 to 3773 code for a protein of 949 amino acids. The transcript is spliced from 8 exons.